UUAAAUGGGAACACAGGGCGCAUAGAGGAAAAGGGGCACAGACAGAAAACUCCCCCCCUAAAAAAAAUUUAAAAAAAAAAGAAAGAAAGAAGAAGUGGAGACAGACCUCUGACGCACAGGAGAGACUGAGAAGUAGUUGAAAGAAGAAGAAAAGAAGCAAAAGGAGAGGAACAUAGACGUGGGAUUUUCCUCCUUGUAAAUGUGUCUUUUUUCACUCUCAUGACUCCAAGAGGAUUCCGGCUAAAUGCACCCGGUCGGGAGGAACUGAUGGUGUCCUCUGGGAGAGACAGAGCCGAGGGGAGGAAUCUGAAUGCGCUCAGCUGAACCAUGCCAGCCUUGUGGAUCCUAACUUUGGCGAUCACUUUGAACCAAGUGUGGUGUGUGCGAUUCUCCCAGGAGCCGGCCGACCAGUCAGUGGUGCUGGGGGAGCGGGUGGUGCUGUCCUGCGUGGUCUUCAACUACAGCGGCAUCGUCCAGUGGACCAAGGACGGCCUGGCCCUCGGUGUAGGAGAGGGUCUCCGAGCCUGGCCCAGGUAUCGUGUGCUGCGUGCGCUGGACACCGGCCAGUACAAUCUGGAGAUCUCCAAUGCUCAACUCUCCGAUGACUCUCUGUUUGAGUGUCAGGCCACAGAGGCGGCGCUGCGCUCCAGGAGGGCCAAGCUCAAUGUGCUCAUCCCCCCCGAGGAUCCAGUGGUGGAGGGAACGCCGGAGAUCUUGCUGAUGGCUGGAAACCCGUUCAACCUGACGUGCAUGACCCGCGGGGCCAAGCCUGCAGCCCACAUCCAGUGGACCAAGGAUGGAGUCCCCGUGGAGGGAGCCUAUCACUCCACGGAAGUGCUUCCAGACAGAAAGAGAGUGACAACCAGGAGCUACCUGCACAUCACUCCAGUCGACACUGACAGCGGCAGCAACUUCACCUGCGUGGCCACUAAUCCAGCAGUACCGAUGGGCAAACGGGCCACCAUCACCCUCAACGUCCAUCACCCCCCCACGGUGACCCUGUCCAUCGAGCCCCGGUCCGUCCUGGAGGGUGAGAGAGUCACCUUCACCUGCCAGGCCACCGCCAACCCUCCCAUCAUGGGCUUCAGGUGGGCUAAAGGAGGCGUGCUGCUGGAGGGGGCCAGGGAGAGUGUGUUUGUCACCACGGCCGACCACUCCUUCUUCACGGAGCCCGUGUCCUGUCAGGUGUUCAACGCAGUGGGAAACACCAACGUCAGCAUCCUCGUGGACGUGCACUUUGGCCCGAUUCUAGUGGUGGAGCCCCGGCCGGUCACCGUGGAUGUGGACUCUGAUGUCACUCUGAACUGCAAGUGGUCAGGAAACCCUCCCCUCACCCUCACCUGGACCAAGAAAGGCUCCAGCAUGGUGCUCAGCAACAACAACCAGCUGCAUCUGAAGUCAGUGGGCCAGUCUGAUGCCGGCCAGUACGUCUGCAAGGCCAUCGUUCCUCGUAUCGGAGUGGGAGAGACUGAGGUUACGCUCACUGUCAAUGGCCCUCCUAUCAUCUCCAGUGAUUCAGUCCAGUACGCUGUCAGAGGGGAGCGGGGAGAGAUCAAGUGUUACAUCGCCAGCACCCCUCCGCCUGAUAAGAUUGUUUGGGCGUGGAAGGAGAACGUGUGGGAGAAGGAGAAAGGCACGCUGAUGGAGAGGUACACCGUGGAGCAGAGCAAGCCCCCCUCCCAGGGCGGCGCCGUUCUCUCCACGCUCACCAUCAACAACGUCAUGGAGUCGGACUUCCACUCGCCGUACAACUGCACCGCCUGGAACUCCUUCGGGCCCGGGACCAUGAUCAUCACCCUCGAAGAGACAGAUAUUGUUCCAGUGGGAAUUAUCGCUGGCGGUACGGUGGGCUCCUCCAUACUGCUGCUUAUGCUUCUGAUGGCACUCGCCUUCUUCCUCUACCGCCAACGCAAAGGCAGUCGCCGUGGCGUCACCCUCGGUAAACCAGACAUCAAAGUUGAAACGGUCAACAAAGAGACCCACAAUCUGGAGGAGGAGGCGGCCAACGUCUCCACGGCGACCAGGAUGGUCAAGGCCAUGUACUCCUUUCUGCCCUCUGUUUCCCUCUCUCCCUCCACUCAGCCGUUCAAAGACGACAUGGACCUGAAGCAGGAGAUCCGAAGCGAGAGCGACACGCGGGAGGAGUACGAGCUCAAGCAGGACCCGACCAACGGCUACUACAACGUCCGGGCCACCACCCACGACGAGGCGCGCCCCCAGUCCCGUGUCGUUCACUACCAGGGAGAGUUUCGUUCCCCCAACCCAAACAGCGGACCGGCCAGCGCUUCCUCCAGCAGCCCCUCAGUCGCCGCCGGCGGCUCCGUCCCCCCCAGCGCAGUGCCAGGCUCAAGGGCAGGCUGCUAUGACCCGCGCCCACCCUCAAGGAUGUCCCAUGCCACCUACGCCCAGUUCAACACCUUCACCAGGGCGCCACAGAGCCAGCAAGCACCCCCCAAUCCAGCCCUCCAGUCCCCCGGAGAUUACUCCGGAGGAGACUGCGGCCUGCUGGAGAGCUCCACCCAGCUGCCAUAUGACAAUUAUGGAUACCCCUCCCAGUAUGCCAGCUACCGCAUGGGCUUUGCUCCUCCCAUAGAGGAAGGGCCCGCCUAUGAGAUGUAUCCUACGGGUCAAGGGACCGGGCCAGGGCCAGGACCAGGACCAGGACCAGGACCAGGACCAGGACCAGGACAGCAAAGCCCUGAAACAGGACUUGUGAAGUAUGGAAGCUCCACUCGUUUUUCGUACUCGUCGCCGCCCUCUGACUAUUCCCACAGACACACACAGAGGAUGCAGACUCAUGUGUGAGACACGGACACUAAAAGUCUCGGGCUUGCUUUUUGCAGCAGCAACUACUUAUUACGCAUAAAGACACAGUAUUUCCCACCUUGUAUAAAUCCUUCCCUCCUACAUAACGCUUCAGGAAUCUGCCUCUGUCUCCAUAACAACCACUGCAUGGGAUUUGGUCACUUUUCUCUACCAAAUUAAAUACCAUAACAACACUAAGCAGUUAGAAGUUAGAAGCAAUACAUGCAGUACCCGCCAGGCGACUUCCAGGCUUCCGGUGUGCAGAGCUUAUUCUCCACCAAAACUGAACGUGAGAACCGCAAUCAAGACAGAAGAUAAAAGAAAUGAAGCAGAAGACCACUUUGAAGAAAUCAUGACGCUUUAGAGGUGCAGUCUUAAUCUUGCUCACCAUCUUCUUGCAUCACAAGCCAUUUCUGUAAAUAUGCGCAAAUUGAGAUUUGGGUCCUUUAAAAAUGAUAUUCUUUGUAUAAACCUGUACACACUAAGAUGCAGCGCAGAGAUCUGCAGCAGACCUUUCUACAUGCAACACCUCUUUUGCAUUUCUGACUCUGACAUACUUAUUUCACUUUGAGACAGACGGAACUUUAAAAAUCUUGCAGCAUUGGAGCAGCUUGGACUAAAAACACAACUGGCACUUCUUCCUUUUUUUUUAAUUAGUAUUAUUAUUAUUACCUGUGCUCAUUGAAUCAUGCCCAGGGGGAUUUCUUACACGAUCCACCUUGAUUUGAGUUGUCAAAAGCUUCUGAAGGUGACCAGAGUGCCAGUGCUUACGUGCCAACCCAAAAACAAAACAAAACUGUGUCUUCUUUUCUAAAGUGUGGACAAUGAGGUGCUCUGGACGAUGAGUUUUUGUACAUGCCUCAUCUGCACCGAGCGAAAAAGAGCGGUAGCAAGCGCCUCGCUGCUCCCGAACCUCCUCACAUCUCAUUUUUAUCAUCACCAUACACUUCUAUAUUUAAUAUUUCACACGACAUCAAUGCCAUAAACAGUUUGUGAAAAGGAAGUACGGUGGGGGUGCUCAAUGAAUUUCUGCAAUUUGUACAAAAAGAUACCUCCCCCUACCUUCAAGUGUCAGAAAAGUAUUUGUUUCUCUCACUUGCACAGUAGAGUAGAUUUUUCCCCCCCCAUAUUUAUAUGGAAACAUAUGGAAAAAAAGGCAUUCAGAAACAUUUUAUAAUAUUUUUAUAAGGAGAUGUGGACCAAAGGUUCAGCGUUUUGGGUGACACUCGCUUUUUAACUGUACGUGGUAUUGUGAUCGUUACUGGAAACGGUCAGAGUUGCUUAGAAAAGUGACGGACUGCAUUUUUAAUGUGGAUAUUGUAGGCUUAAAGUAAAACACUUGAAGAGCUUCCCCUCAAAAUAUCCAGCCGGAGCAAAUCUCUGAUGGAUACGUCUCUGUGGCGUGAAACUCUUACUUUCACUUCCAGUCUUCUGACUGGACUGCCUUUUUCAGAUUAUGAUGAAAUUCAAAAGGGUGGAUGGAGAACAAGCAGCUGCUCUCUUUGAGCUUUUCUGUAAACUUUGUAAGCAACAUGGAAGUUCAAAUGUGGUCUUAACAUAUCAAAGUGAGGUGCAGAAGGUUAUAUCUAGCUCAUGUGGUACAUUUGAACUUUUACAAACUAUGUGUAAUUAUGCUGGUUUCUUCUCUGCUACUAAAACGGUUGGUGUUUUACGUCCAAGACUUUUCUGUUGUGUUACGUCAGCUUUUGGUGUGUUAUUGGUCCUAAAGAAUUUGGUUGUUUGCGAGGAAGAGACUUGCAGAUCCUGUUCCUUCCCUCUCUGCUGUGCUUCAGCUCUGCCUCCAAAACCUCACCCUCCACGGGAGGUCAUCACGCCAACACGUGCAAAGCUGGUACCCACGGCCACCGUGGGAGUGGCGGGUACGAGUUAGAGGCCGGCUGGACUCGGACUGGUUGCUUUCCCUUCGGCACGGUGGAUUUUGAAAAAAUUACACUAAAAGCAAUAGGAGAACCGGAGGAACCUGAUGAUCUCCCUCGUGCUUUACAUGGCAUUGUGCUGAAAGGCAGUUUCAAACGUUUUGCAAGUAUUACAAAAAGUUAUUUUCAUGUCGGAUGAAAUACGGUUUAAACCAUUCAAGAUCAUUGUUCAGCAUUUAAAACAGAUCAUUUGUUUGGAAUGGGCUUACUCUCUUCAUCAUCAGUCCAACUCAAAACCUCCCCUUUCAUAGUGACCAUCAUUUGUUGAUAAGAUUCUGCAGAAAUAUUAACCAUAGACAUGCCCUCAAGUAUCAGACAUCCAAGUCAUUAAUCCAUUACUUCCUUUCUUUAAGGAACAAGACACAUGACAGCCUUGCUUUAGCAUCCAUCUGGAAUAGCUUCAACAUUGUAUUACCUUUACUAAAGUUCACAUCUUGCAUGCUUUAUGCCCACUCCCCUUUCGACCCCCAUGACUUACUCCAACAAAUUGCGCAUUCACGUGAAGGGUAGUGGCGUCCCAACUCUCUUUUGGAUAAGAGGAAUGAGCUAAGGUGAAGGGCUUCAUAUCCCUCCAAAUAGUUUGUAGGAUGAAGUGGCUGCACAACUAAGCAAAGAAACCUGCAAUUCUAUUGUCCUACGCAUUUUCAGCAUCCAUAAAGGUUAUAAAGUUAUGAAAACCAUCGAGUUAUGUUACAUUGAGUCUUUUAGGAAGAUAUUCAUGGACUUGCUUUUACUUAACUAACUUAAUUAAAAAUAAAUCCCAGUAUUUGCUAACAUCGCAUUGUUACUGCGGAUUUGCAGAUCAGAUUUACAGCUCGAUGACGUGCAGAUGUGCAGCCAGUACUCGAUCUCAAACUGAUCCACCAGAAUCCACCAAAGAAAUCUACUUUCUCUUAGUUUUCUGCAUCUUGGUAUUGACAAAUGCAAAUAAAUGCCUACAAUCAAGGUGACUGAGAUUACCAAAUCUAGAAUGGGCAUUUUAAAAGUUAUAGUCACUAUUUCCCCACCUGAUGCUGAUUCAAAGAGGGAUAUUUCUGCAUCUUGUCAUUAACACAAAUCAAUAUGAUCACGUUUGAAAUCAGUAUUUGGAUGCUCAUGUUGACGUAUGGUGACAUGCAAGGAAGUUUCAGAAUGAAAUAUUUUAGCGCUACAUCUUGGCACCUUGUUUCAAGGUGUAAAGAGCCAAAUGGUCGAAACUGGACUGGGCCUUAAUUGAUAAAGUUACACAGGAUAGGUAACAAUAAGCAGCCAAUCGUAUAUAUAUAUUUAUACUUAAUUUCCAGCCAGUUAGAAUAAAAAGGAUAAUUUUCUCAAUAAGACUUGAAAAGGUCAUCAGCUCCUCCACAACUCGUCAUUAAGUGUUUACUUUUAUCAUCCACCCAUCAACGCCUGAUGCUAUAUAAUUGCCGGCAAGAGGCUGUAAAAUAUAUGUAUUGCUUUUGUUUCGUAUAAAUUCUGAGUAAAAGAAAAUCGCAGACACAAAUAUCAAAUAAAAACCUGCAGUUUCAAGGUCAGUAUGUAAAUCGUCUCGGCAGAGGUACGACGGCAGACGGAGCACCGUUUGGAAUUUAUACGGUUAUCACAGCCGUGGUGUUGCAUACUAUUACCUCUUUACAACCUUUUUACAGAGAUGUAGCUGCGCAUUGUUUUGCAGUGUUGUUAUGACCUUGAGUCGAAUGAAUGAAUCUGACACAGAGGAGCUGCUGAGUCCGGCAAACACAAGGCCAGGCCCAUCCCGGUACUUAGUCAUUACCUCUGUUUACAGUUUGUUGACGGGGAUGUAUAAAUAUGUAAAAGGCACUAUAAAUGCCAAAAAUGCAAAGCAGAUGUUUGGGUUUGGUUCAGCUGCGGGGGAGAAUAUGAUGUAGAAGGGAAUAUUGAAGCAUUUAUUUCACUAAAUUGUUUUUUUUUAUGUAUUUUUCUUGGUCUUGACACGCUGAACCCUCCACAACCAGUCAGUGUCCAGAUUCGAAGGUUGUAAUAUCAUAAUAGUGGGCCUUUUUCUCAUUAUUUUUAUCCAAAUGUUCUUCAAAAGUAACAUAUGGAGAUGGUAUAUCUAUGUUUUAUGGUUUAUAUAACUUCACGAGCUCAUGCCAGCCACCUGCAGUUAUUUGCUUCAUGAAAUUCAGCAUUUAAAAUCCUGUUUUCCUUGUAUUGCUUUGUGGUGCAACAUCACUAGUGGAACUUAUAUCAUGUUUUUGUUGUGUUUUUUUUUUAAAUGCAUCUGAUAGGGAGGUUCGAAUAUGACCAAUCAACCCCUUAAAAAAAGAGAAGUUCUGAACAUCUGUGGUUAAAACCACUGCUCAGGCCUUGGGGGGAAAAAUAAAAAAUAAAAAAAACCUGUCUCAACUAGGCCACCCCGGGCCAGAUCCAGGCCAAACCCACAGCUAACUGCUCUGUGCCAUGCUGUGUGGUGCUGUGCCAAGAGGGACUGAAGAUGCUCUCUGUCUAUUUUUACUUUGUGGAGUUUCCAGUGAGUGCCAAAAGACUGUGCAAAAAAGAAAAAAGAAGAAAAUCAUCUGAGCAGACAAACAAAUGCAGCAGCCGUUUGUGUUUAUUGUGCUUGUGUAUUCUCAUGAGCAACAGUAUGUGUGUGAAUGUGCCUCCAUUUAUGAAGAAGUGUGUGUGUGUGUGUGUGUGUGUGUGUGUGUGUGUGUGUGUGUCUGUGUCUGUGUGUAUGUGUGGGGGCAGCAUGGAACCCAAGUGUGUGUUUUCAUGCCAUUAGAAACCUUGUGAGACCGCUGCGUUGAAGAAACUAGGGUUUGACUGAUUACUUCAUGUUUUUGACCGGCUGUGUCGACACCUGCCGGUCUGAUGGGCCCAAAAACCCAAUCUGAAAGUACAUUUCUCUUACCAAUCUAAUUUUUAACGCGUCAACUCUCUUUUCUAGGAGACUAUCAUUGCUGUAGAAACAGCAGUUUUGUACCGUUUGGUUUUGAAAAUGUGCUGAGCUGAAAAAGUUGCCAUUUUUUUAAUGAUGUCCCACCUAAGUUCAUGUGACAGUUUACAUUAUAACUGUUUAUUUACAUGCUAAAUACAAUUAAAGUCCCAACUACUGCAACUUUUUUGGUUCCAGCACCCCAAUAUCAAAAAUCAGUGAUAGGUUUAAUAUUUUCUUUAUUAGUGAAGCUGAAACUGGGAUUAUAUUCGGUAUCCAAAGAUUAAAAGUCACAAAAAUAGCAUCAUUUAUAGAUGGUAUUAAAUUGCCCAUCUAAAUGGAACUAACUAAAUGUUGUUGAGCACAUAUAUGUUAAAAUAUAAAAAGUAUUUUUCCCUCUGACCUUCAAAGGUUCAACAUUGACUUAAACUGUUGGACGCAGUCGUCAGGUGCAUCAGAGAAUUGAAAGAUCAGGGAUAUCAGGAAAUUCCAUGAUUUGUAUUUAUUUAUGUUGUUACAACCAUGUCACCACAUAAGCAGAGUUUUCCUCUGCAGAUUGAUCCUGUAAGCUCAGAUCAACCCAACCCGUGCAUCUAUCCCAACAUGGGGAGAGAUGGAUGUGACGUGUGAUUGGUUUAGGAGGGUGACCAAUAACAGCAGCAGAGGAGACCAAACACUCUGCUCCGAACCACACAGAGAAAUACAACAUUUAGGCUACACAACCCGAAAGUUUCAUAAUAUACUGUAUUUAUGGGAAAUACUCUGAAUCUGGAGUAGUAAAUUAAAUUCAGUGUGAAAACUCUUCUUUUGAGAGUAAAAGCUUUAAAAUGAUGCUGAUGAGUUUAAAAACAAACCAUGACAUCUUUGUGUUUUAGUGUAUUUCCCCUUUAUGCGUAUAAUACAAAGAGAAAAUAAUGUAGUAUUCUGGUUUGAGGGAGUUGAAUUGUUGAAAAUUCACAAUAUAUGAAGAAUACUCAUUUAACUAUAUUUAUGAUUUAAAAAAAAAAAUGUUAGUUUUAAUUUAGUUAAUGAGCUUUAUGUUGAAAAAACAGUAUUAUUUUUCAUGUGACGUGUUGCAGCGUCACCUUCUGUUUUUAACACUUUAUUUCAGCUCCUGUCACUUUGGGGUCCACCUGCUCAAAGGACCAAACUUCUUGCUCACUUCAUUGGAAAUAAACAGCCAGCAGACAAACAAAUGUUUAAUUAUGUCACACGUUUAUGUCGACGAGUAGCUGAAGCAGUGCCAGGACGGCAAACACGGCGCAUGCGCGGUGCCUUCUGAUAGAGAUAAUAAACAUUUACUAAAAACUAAAAAGGAACAGCAGUCCAAAAGAAAAAAAAUGACAAUCUCAACAACGGUCCUUUAAAAGAUUAAAAUAAGUGAAUGAUUUUUUAAAAUCAGCAUCAGUCAAACCCUAGUUAAAAACGAGCUGGUAGGACGCGUGAAGAAGUUUUGUGUGGAGGUGGAGGUGCUGCACUCGUCCUCAUCCAGAUGUGGAGCCUGUCUGCUCUGCAAAACAGCUGCACUGGGGGACGAGAGGACAGUCUGCUUGGCGUCAUAAAGCAAAUCACUACAGUUAGAAAGAAUCCAAACUGCACUUAAAAACGUGUGAAGGAGAGCGAGCAUCAACAUGAGAGGGACAGUGUUUGUGUUCAUUUAGAUAUAUAAAUAUAUAUUCUCCAUACUCCAGUUCUUUAUUUUAUCCCUAUAUAUUGUUCAUGUGUGUAUUAACUCUUGUUGAGUAUAUGUAAAUCCUUUUUGUUAAGAAAAAAAGUGUACAAAACAUACAAAAUAUAACUGAAAUGUUCUUUUAUUUUCACUUUUUUUUUUUUUUUUGGAUUUCCUUUUUAUUUUCAUGUAAUUAUUUUUUCACAGUAUCAGAGAAAAAUAAAAGAUG
Cololabis saira (Pacific saury) is the source of this 9518-nucleotide messenger RNA. RefSeq names its product kirre like nephrin family adhesion molecule 1b (gene kirrel1b). Gene Ontology annotation, cellular component: cell-cell junction. The record is from RefSeq and is a predicted model, not a curated record. The transcript has 15 exons. Gene Ontology annotation, biological process: cell-cell adhesion. Gene Ontology annotation, molecular function: cell adhesion molecule binding. Lineage: Eukaryota; Metazoa; Chordata; Actinopteri; Beloniformes; Belonidae. The coding region runs from base 328 to 2805 and encodes 825 amino acids.